This is a messenger RNA of Priceomyces carsonii, 252 nucleotides long. RefSeq lists its product as uncharacterized. Bases 1 to 252 code for a protein of 83 amino acids. The transcript has a single exon. NCBI's taxonomy places the organism in Eukaryota, Fungi, Ascomycota, Pichiomycetes, Serinales, Debaryomycetaceae. The record is from RefSeq and is a predicted model, not a curated record.
AUGAGCCUGAAGGAGAAAUUUGAGAGACAUAAACUCUUGAUUAGAUGUGAGGAGUGUUUCAAUUUGGUUCAAGGAUUCUUAUCCGAUUCUCUUCCAUGGAGUCCUUUGCCUAAAAAGAAACCAUUAUAUCAGUAUAAUAAAAGCCUUAGGAAGACUGUUAAAGAUAAAGUACUUAAGAGUAUAGAAGUAUUGGAGCAUUCCAUAGAUCUGCAUGGGUAUGUAUUUUGGCUUUACGAGGUUUUCAUUAAAUAA